AAACACAUAAUGCACUUGAUUUUAUAAAUUGUUACGGGGGUGAGGAGACCGUUGGCUAACAACAGCAAUGACUGAAGAGAAAAGGUUUAGCUUGCGCGUGCGUUGGUAUUACACGUGGAACCAGGUUAGUCGUGAGCGGCAAGUGUGGUGCCUUUGAAGAUGGCUUCUAAAGAAGACAAUAAUAGUUCAGAAAAUGCCAAGAAAGGUUUACGAGAGAGAGAACAAGGCAAGGGAAUAGCUUUAGCCUGUGCCUUUUCUGAUCAUGCUGUUAAGAAGAGUGCAACUCAGAAAGCCCAAGAAGACCUAAUCAAGAAUUGGGGCCAAUUUUCCAGUAAUCCCGUUGGUCUUCUGAAUGAGUACUCUCAGCGUAUUGGCCAAAGGCUUCUCUUUAUAGAGACAGAUAGUGGAGGGCAAUUUUUGACAUUUUCCAUAUGUGCAUUAAUUGGAGAGGAAAGAUUUGGAGAGGCAACUGGAAAUAGCAGAAAGGAGGCAAAAAGUGCUGCUGCAAAGACAGCACUUUUGGAGCUGAAAAAGCAUGUGAAACCUCAGGAAGGAGAAGCUUCUGACAUUGAAACCAAACCAGAGUCCAGCAAACCUGCUGCUGAACUGCUGCCUUCAUUAGAAUGUGCAGUUAGCCAUCAAGAUCGUUGUGCUGCAGUCUGCUCGGAUGUUUUUGAUAGGCUGGUGGUCUCUGUACCAAAGUAUAAGAGCUGCAAAAGCAGCCUAGCUGCUUUUAUUCUAGAGCGAGAGUAUACCUGUUGCUAUGGUACCAAAACUGAGCGAUAUGAGGUGGUGGCGCUUGGAACUGGUGAGACCUCUUAUUCUGGAUAUGUGGUGUUUAAUGGACGGGUGAUCCAUGAUUCUAAUGCAGUGGUUGGGGCCAGACGAAGCUUGCUUAGAUACCUUUAUAAACAGCUGCUGAUGUUUUACAGUGGUGAGGCAGAGCUUGCAGAAAUGUCAAUCUUCUGUACUUCUGAAAACAGCAAGAGAUUGUCUCUUAAACAAGGAAUCUUCCUCCAUCUUUACCUUGCCAAAAUUCCCAGAGGAGCUGCAGAGUGUGCACCAUCCUUAAAUAAUUCAGGGAAAGAUAAAAUUAUUGAAGAGGCCAGACAAUUCAAUGGAGAGGGUAGAACUGCACUUUGGCUUCAUAUUCAUGCAAAAGAUGAUUUAAUCCCUACUGUUUAUUGUCCUGCCAGUGUGUUGGGUGCUCGAGUCUGUUGUAUGUCUGGUAGUGACAAAUUAAUGCGAUGGACAGUCCUGGGUGUCCAGGGAGCGCUUCUAAGCCUUCUGAUUAAUCCAUUGUACAUCGUCAGCAUCGUUCUUGGGGAUGAUUUGCAUGACACAGAGGCAUUAAAGGCUGCUGUUGUACAGCGUGUGAAUGACAGUUUAAAAAAGUCUGUGCCAGAAGAGUACAAAACAAAAGAGGUUCAUUUUUUUCGAGGGCCACCUGUCUGUUCACUUGACUUGGAUCCAGACUGCAAAACAAUCAGCUUGAACUGGUGCCUGGGUGAUUCACUGGAAAUUGUGAAUGCUGCCGAAGGAAAACUGAUAAACACAUCAUCACAAAAUGGUACAUCGAAUGCAAGCAGACUGUGCAAAGCUGCAAUGUUUAGUUACUUCCGAAAAGUUGCAGAGAAAAUAGGAAAGCAGGAUCUGUUGAAUGCUGAAACGUAUUCUGAGCUUAAGAAGAGAGCUGUAACGUAUCAGCAUGUCAAGAAGAAACUGAUUGAUGACCUCUAUGAAUUUGGUAAAUGGCCAGAAAAGGUAGUUUCUGAUUUAUUCAGGAAAUGAAUCUGAUGUUAAGCAAUUUUCCACUCCUGUACACUGCGUCAAACAGAAAACUGGAAAGGUGCCUGAGUCCAGAUAAACCAGAAAUACAGAGCAGAACAUUUCUUGUUGUUUUGAUGUAUUAUCACAUUAUGUUAAGCUAGGAACAUAUAUUGUUUGUGGCCAAGUUUAGUUUUUCCUGUGAAAGAUGUAGAAGCAUACAGAAUACUGUUUAUAUGUAGUAUAUUUUUUGUACAGCAAUUUCUUUGAUUAGUAGUAGGGACAGAGCAUGUUUCUGCAGUAGCUUUAUCAGUUGCUACACUUGUUAGAACUGAAGCAGACUGUAUUUAUUUUUAAG
Protopterus annectens (West African lungfish) is the source of this 2125-nucleotide messenger RNA. RefSeq names its product adenosine deaminase domain-containing protein 2-like. Bases 160 to 1791 code for a protein of 543 amino acids. Gene Ontology annotation, biological process: RNA processing; adenosine to inosine editing. Gene Ontology annotation, molecular function: double-stranded RNA adenosine deaminase activity; double-stranded RNA binding; tRNA-specific adenosine deaminase activity. The record is from RefSeq and is a predicted model, not a curated record. Gene Ontology annotation, cellular component: nucleolus; cytoplasm. The transcript is spliced from 13 exons. NCBI's taxonomy places the organism in Eukaryota, Metazoa, Chordata, Ceratodontiformes, Protopteridae.